This is a messenger RNA of Strongylocentrotus purpuratus (purple sea urchin), 7021 nucleotides long. Its product is annotated as protein sidekick-2. The record is from RefSeq and is a predicted model, not a curated record. Gene Ontology annotation, biological process: cell-cell adhesion. NCBI's taxonomy places the organism in Eukaryota, Metazoa, Echinodermata, Echinoidea, Camarodonta, Strongylocentrotidae. Bases 115 to 6351 code for a protein of 2078 amino acids. Gene Ontology annotation, molecular function: protein binding. The transcript is spliced from 37 exons.
AUCCUCUCUUCAUCUUCAGAUGCCUUAGAGCAGCCAUUCUUCACCACCAAUCCAAUCGGCACCACAGUCAUCAACUCCAACCGGCACACCAUCUCAUGCCGGGCCACGGGGACCAUGCCCAUCGACUACGGCUGGGAGAUCAACGACACCGCGAUCUACGCACCGGAGUGGUCGUCGAACUCCUACACCUUCACAACGAUUGGGAAGAGCAACAUCGGGGUGUACAGAUGUGUGGCAAGCAAUGUUGUGGGUACUGUUAUCAGUAGAGGGGCAGAGAUUCAUGUUGCUUAUUUUGAAGCAUACGGCGGUGCCCCACAGACGACAAUGGUCAGUGCGGGCGAUGCAAAGAUACUGACCUGCCCUCCCUAUGACAGUUACCCAAUCCCGACCGUAACCUGGCAGUUUAACGGGACCGACAUCAUAUUGGGUCCAGACCAGCUGGUGACCGCAGACCAGCGACUGGUACUACUCCAAGCCACCAGCCAGCGCCAGGGCUCGUACACCUGUAACGCCAACAACAACGUCUAUGGAUACACGCAGACCAGCCCUAGUGUGAUGCUAACUGUUCAAGGUACCUUCACGCCCCCUGCAUUCAUCGCACCCACUCUCGUCCUCCCACCCAGCAGUACAGUCGUCAGGCCGGGACAGUCCUUUGUACAGAUGGAAUGCAUCAUCAGUGCCCAUCCUUUGAGCUCUCUCCAGAUCUCCUGGCAGAAGGACGGAGAGGGGUUGGACGCCACGGGGGCCAUCUUGAAGAUCUUUAACCCCACCGAGGCCAACGCGGGUACCUACAGGUGCAUCGGUGACCUGGCGGGCUCGGGGAUGCCAGCCGUUGAGGCAUCAGCAAACCUCACCAUGUACAUUGCCCCAACAAUUACUAGCCCGUUGGAGAGGAUAAUCCAGGAGGCUGCAGGCAGCUCCAUCACUCUCCCUUGCAUGGCCACAGGAGUACCCGCCCCUCAGAUCAAGUGGUAUCGUAACGCUGCUGACAUCACAACCAUGGGUAACAGCCGCUUCAGAAUGGAGGAUGACGGUAGCUUGAAACUGAGCAACAUUGAGAAGGCCGACAGCGGUAUGUUCCAGUGCCAGGCCAUCAAUGAUGUGGGAGAACAGAUAGUGGACACUUGGCUACAAGUGCAAGAAAUUGCUCCUGAGAUCACCCUGUCUCCCAAUGACACCACCAUCUUGGAAGGAGAGACGACCUACCUAGAGUGUGCAGCAGAGGGCGCUCCACAUCCCACAAUACAUUGGGAGAAAGAUGGCCAACUGGUCCUGAGCGCAAGCUUCCGUCUCAACGAUCGCUAUGUCCUCCAGACCUUUGGAAACCUCCUCCUGCAGCAGGCGGUCAAGGAGGAUUCCGGCGAGUACACCUGCAUCGCCACCAACACCUUGAAUACAGCCAACUCUUCCGCCUCCCUCAUUGUUUACCAAAGAACCGUAAUCUCCCAGAAGCCGACCAGCGUCCAGACCAUCCUGGGCGAGACCACCACCCUGAACUGCGUGGUCCAGCACGACUCUAGGGUCACUCCGACGGUCACCUGGAUGCAGGACGGUGGCGUGAUCAUACCCAACGGAAGGUUCAUCAUUCAGGAGUCCGGCUCCCUGGUCAUUCUCUCGACCGAUGCAAACGACAUGGGGCUGUACGUCUGCAAGGUUACGUCCAUCGCUGGGGAUGACCUCGGUAGCGCCAACCUGACAGUCUUACAGGUACCAUAUCAGCCCCAGGGAGUGACCGCAACCAAGAGCCAAGACCAGGACAGGACCAUCAUCGUUUCUUGGUUACCCGUCUUUGAUGGUAACUCAGCCCUCAUCAGGUACAUCUUGGAACAGAAGGAGGAUGAUUCCGCUUUUACCGAGGUGGAAGCAACCAUCAACCCUCUGCUGACACAGUUCCUUGUGACUGGUGUCAGACCGUCAAGGAGAUACCAGUACAGGCUCAGGGCACAGAAUGCCAUCGGGAUGAGCGAAAAGAGCGAAGCUAGCAAUGUAGUUCAUCUUCCAGAGGAACCACCUGAUCUACCUCCCCAGUCCCUGAGGGCCAGUGCUACGUCCACUUCCAGUAUCAUGGUGGAGUUUGGGGAGCCUCCCUAUGACAGUUGGAAUGGUCCCCUCCUCGGCUACAUCGUGCAGUGGCGCAUGGACGGCUACAACACCGCUUUCCAGUUCAACAACAUCACCAACUACCGGCAGACGUCGUACGAGAUCACCGGCCUCAUCACUUGGAAGAUCUACGAGAUCCAGGUCGCUGCCUACAACGGGGCUGGAGUUGGAGCAUUCACGAAUACCAUCGAUGUCAGGACCAACGAGGGAGUUCCAACUGCACCUCCCCAGGAGGUCGAUAUAGUAGUGACCAGCUCGACAUCUUUCAUGUAUAUAUUCAGCUCACCACCCGUCCAGUUUAUCAACGGCAUCAAUCAGGGUUACAAGCUGCUUGCCUGGGAGCCCGGGAUGGAGAGCAACCCCAUCACCGAGCUGGUCCCUCCGAACGUUGCCCAGAGUCGCUUCAUCGGUAACAUCACGACCCUGAAGAAGUUCACCGAGUACCAGGCUUCUGUCCUGUGCUACACCAACCCUGGCGACGGUGUCCCAAGUACACCUGUGACCUUGAUGACACAUGAAGAUGUUCCUGGCCCUGUGAGCAACCUUGGUCUAAACAAUGUGUAUGAUACAUCCGUGCAAGUAUCAUGGGAGCAACCACAGGAGGUCAAUGGAGCACUCAGUGGUUACAGUAUAAGCUGGCAGGAGCAUAACCGGACCUCCAAUAUCUACAACGCCAACCGAAAACCCAAUGAAACAAGUUACACCAUUACAGCGCUCACGCCAGAUACCACCUAUCUGAUCCAGGUCUGGGCUAAGACCAGUGUAGGUCCAGGACCCACCACAGACAUCAUCAUCAGUUCUGGAAUUCCACCAGAGCGCCCCCAACCACCUACCAACCUGAACGUCCCCGGCUCCACCAUCCAGUCACGCUCCGUCCAGCUCCACUUCACCCCCGGGUUAGACGGCAACGCUGGCAUUACCCUCUGGACCGUCCAGGGCCUUAUUGGUCAGUCUGACCGAUGGGAGACGGUCUUCGAGCUCUCUGACUCCAGCGCCAGGUCUGUCAAGGUCACGGGACUGGAUCCGUUCACAUACUAUCAGUUCAGGAUGAUCGCUACCAACGUGGCUGGUUCUAGCAAUGUCAGUGAACCCUCGGAGCAGAUCCAGACUGAUCAAGAUGUGCCAGCCAUCGCACCCAGAGAUGUCAGAGUACGAGCGUUCAAUGCCACUGCUUUGAGAGUCACAUGGAUGCCCCUUGAUGACACGGAAUGGAACGGCGUACCAGGGGGGUACCGCAUCUACUGGAAGCCGUAUGGUACCAACAUGCAGGAGAUGAUCUUUGACCUCGCUAGUCCGUACAUCAACAACCACGUCAUCGGUGGUUUGGAGGAGUGGAUGCCGUACGAUGUGAGGAUAGAGGCCUACAACGAGCAGCAUAGCGGACCGACCAGUGGAAUGGUUGCUGGCUGGACAAAUGAAGCAGUCCCCUCUGCUGGACCAUCCAAUAUCCAAGCCUUGCCCAUCUACUACUCGGAGAUCAUGGCAACAUGGGGUGAUGUACCUGCAAUUCAUCAAAAUGGAGAAAUACUGGGCUUCAAGGUAAUAUUCCGAGAGAAUGGAGGCAUUCUGAUGUACCUGGAUGUACCAGGCAACACUACUCGAGAGGCAACUAUAACUCACCUCAAGGGGUACACUGUCUACACCAUCACGGUGCUGGCGUACACCGUCGUCGGUGAUGGUGUUAUCGGUAACGAGGUACCCGUCAGGACGCAUGAGUGGUAUCCUGGUCCUCCUGGUGGCAUCACGUUCCCCACCGUCCAGGAGUCAUCUGUGACCAUCGCAUGGAAUGAACCCCUCCUUCCAAACGGUGUCGAUCUAACCUACAAGGUCGGCUACCGUCUCCAGGCCGCACCAGCCAAUACUCUCGUUGAAGAGAAUGUAGGGGGCAGCAGAGAGCAUACCGUGGCGGGACUAAUGCCUGAAGAGACGUACUAUUUUGAAGUGACGGCGAGUACGUUGACGGGAUUUGGCCAGCCGGCUUCAGCCCUGGUUAUAACUACUACAGAUAGAACCGCACCCGAAGCCCCCUCCAAACCCACGGUGGACCACAUCAAGAGCAGGCAGGUGCGGCUAUCAUGGACGCCUGGUAACAAUGGGAAUUCCCCUCUUCGUUAUUACAUCAUCGAUGUACGUGUGGAUUCGGGACCAUGGGCUCAGCACAGCACCACAGUGGACGCCUCCCAGGUCUCCUAUAUAGUCACAGGGUUAAAUCCACACACUUUGUACUAUUUCCGUCUGAAAGUGUACAACGAUAUUGGAGCCAGUCCAGAAAGUCCUACAUCAGAUCAGACCACAACUGAGCAAGACAUUCCUGAGGGUGUACCCACCAUCACAGGGGCGACGCCCAUCACAGUCACGUCCCUCCUGGUGACGUGGCAGCCACCCCUCCAGGCCCAGACCAACGGCCCACUCACCGGCUACAGCUUCCAGUUCAGGCAGUUACCCGGCGGCAGCUUCAUGGAAGAGACCAUUAACGAUGCGGAACUUACCGAGCACGAGCUCCUCAACCUGGUGAGGUAUCAGAACUACGAGGUGAAGCUGGCCGCCACCAACAGCAUAGGGCUGGGACCAUACAGCGCUCCUGUCUAUGUGUACAUCGGAGAAGCAGUUCCCUCUGAGCCUCCUUCAGCCGUCACCGUAGCAACCACCGGUUCGUCGGCAUUCCAGAUCUCAUGGGUACCGCCUUCUACCGAGUCACAGAACGGUGGUCUCCAAGGUUACAAGGUGCUGUAUUGGGAGAAUCACUCCCGCCAGGCACGGGCUACCAUAGUGCAGCAAACCAAGACCUUCCCUGCCUCUGCCACGGUGGCGACCCUCGAUGACCUGGACUGCUUCACAGAGUAUGGGAUCUCUGUCAAGGGUUUCAACGCAGCGGGUGAUGGCCCCGGGUCUCCUACAUCGUACAGCACUACCGGUGAAGAUGUUCCAAGCGAGGUGAGCAGUCUUCAGUUCAGCCAAGUAAGGAUGAGCUCUCUCAAGGUAUCAUGGGGACCUCCGACCUCGCCCUGUGGGACCGUCAUCCAGUACAAGCUCUUCUACCAACCUCAUGAGCCAAUCAAUGGUGAAAGGACAUCUGUGGUAGUCACACUGCCCAGUGAUCAAUACUCCUACGUUGCUAAGAGGCUUGGGGAGAGGGAACGAUACCUUUUUGAAGUCCAUGCGGAGACCGCUAGCUUUGAGGGACCACGGAGGGGCCAAAACAUCACAACUGGACCACAAGAAGGUGCUCCUGACUCACCAACGAAUGUUGAAUUGUCUCCCGGGUCAUCCUUCUUGACCGUUUCAUGGGAAGAGCCUGUGUUCCACGGCGACAAACCUCUCAUUGGAUACAUCAUACAAUCACAAGUAAAGGGUCAAGACACCUGGGAGAACGUCAACGACACCAUCGGCGCCAACCAAUCACAGUUCUCCAUUCCAUACAGCAGCCUUGACCCCGUCACGGUGUAUACCUUCCGGGUCAUGGCCGAGAGCGAGAUCAGUGUCAGCGAACCGGCCCCAAGUGAAGAGCUUAUGGUUCCAGCUGGAGGAACGAACGCAGCUCAGAAGAACUUUUACGAGGAGUGGUGGUUCUUGGUGAUUGUCGCCCUUGUCGGCACCAUCGUCAUCAUCCUGGUCGGAGCCACGCUAUGCAUGCUGGGAAGAAGCCGUUUAUAUGUCGAUAGGAAAGUUCAUAAAAGGAUGACACCCGAUGAGAGAGUGAACGGGACGGAAGACGGUGGAUUCACGUCGUUUGAGAUGGAUCCAGCGGACAGACGACCACCGAGGAAUGGAAGAUCAAAUGGUCGAAGCGCAGCAUAUGCCAGGACAAAUUCAUAUACAAGGCCCCCUCCAAGGCCCAGUCCAGGUAGCAUACAAUACUCUGAGGAGGAGGAGAGUAAACACUAUGAAGACGUCAGGAGAAGGAUGGCUGGCGAGGAGCCGGGAGAGAGCAGCAGUCUCACGGAGAAAAACGAUUUACAGUCACUCUCAGAGUCAUUAGCUAGUGAGAGUGACGUUGAAGUAGAUGGCGGGGGAGCCUAUGGGGGCGAUCCUCCCUCCUUCGUCAAUCACUAUGCCAGUCUUCCAGGCUCGCAAUCAUGGCGACGCCAGAAUCCACCGAGCGGUCCAAACAGUAAUGCAUACAGCUACACGGAUAGUGAACCGGAUCCCGUGCCCACCGUGGACGGAAGAACUGUAUACCUACAGAACAAUCUAGCCAAAAUGCAGCCCGGCUCACGGGCACCCGUACACGGCUUCUCGUCGUUCGUAUAACGCAAGCUGAGCCGUCACCGAUCGCCGUUUGCCUAGUUAGCGAGAACUAAGAGAUGAUUAUAUGAAUAUUUUCUUGACAUUGGUUUGUCAUCAUACGUCUUCUUGAAAUCGUGGGGUGUGAUGGAGCAACAUCUACACAAUGAAACUUCUAAUAUAGUUAUCAUCGAGGAUAAGCCGUGUGGAAAAUAUUGUCUUUUAAAUUUUAAUUGUGUCGUACUGACUAAACUUUUGUGUUUGAAACUGGAGUGCUUUAAUGAUAGAACAGAUGUGAAAUAUUCUUUCCAUCAAGGACUUUCUGUUUAUAUUCAACUGUCAUGUGGAAUUGAACUACUUGCGUAGCAUAUAUGAAUGAAAGAGAAAUAUAUUACCAAUACUUGAUUCUUAUACUGUACAAAUUGGAAAUGCCAUUCUUUGGUAGCAGGACCUCCGUGGAUAGCAAUACUACAAGAAAGGUGCUUCACCCUCGGUCAACAAAUCACAUCUAACAGAGUAACCGUAAAAUGGUUUGCAUCCCAUGUGAUUGUAGGGAGCUCAGGAUAGCAUCGACAGAAGGACUACCCCAGUGGCGAGGACAAUACCGGUACCGAAGACCCAGAGGUGAAAAUGCGGAGUGAAUGUGAUUUCUAACAUGGAAUGGUUAUUACAUCGUGUUCUUCUUCUUCUUCUUCUU